Messenger RNA from Chenopodium quinoa (quinoa), 5483 nucleotides. RefSeq names its product E3 ubiquitin-protein ligase UPL4-like. The record is from RefSeq and is a predicted model, not a curated record. Gene Ontology annotation, biological process: proteasome-mediated ubiquitin-dependent protein catabolic process; protein polyubiquitination. The transcript is spliced from 19 exons. Gene Ontology annotation, molecular function: ubiquitin protein ligase activity. Bases 276 to 5051 code for a protein of 1591 amino acids. NCBI's taxonomy places the organism in Eukaryota, Viridiplantae, Streptophyta, Magnoliopsida, Caryophyllales, Amaranthaceae.
UUACGGAGGGAACUGUAUAAUCUUUCGGAAACUUUGAUCAUUAUCAAAACUCUGUUUAUUUAUUAAUUAAUUUAUUAUUAAUUUUCAUAAAUAAAUACACCUAAUAAAGAAAAAAAAAAAAAAAAAAACCAAAAAAACAACAUAGAGGCGGUGAUAUUAUAAAAACCCAAGUGCAAUUUACACCCUAAAAUUCACACUUUUUGCUUGCAAUUUGGGUACAAUCGAAGAUCAUUUUAUUUGUGGAAAUACCCAUCAAAUAAUUUUAAUAUUGGUGGAUGGUAGACAAGUUAAUGGGGGAUAGUAUAACGGAAAGUAGGGGUCAGAAACGAAUAGAAAUGGCGGAAGAUUUGCCUGCAGAUAAGCGGGCAUGUAGUUCGCUGGAGUUUAGACCGAGUUCGUCGACUGUAACCCCUGAAACAAUUGUUAAUGCGACGAGUACAGCAUUUGAGAUGCGUGUUGGUGAUAUGGAAACUUCAUCUUCAUCUGCAGCUUCAGCCUCUGGACAUUCUGAGGGUGAUGGUGAGAGGGAUUCUCCAUAUGGGUCAUGUGAUUCUGAUGAUAUGGAGGAUGAUGAUGAUGAUCGAUAUAGCAGUCUUCGUGAGCUUCAACGUAGUCGAUCACAGAGUGAUAGUGCCAAAUUUGAUGGGAUUGUUUCUUGUUUGAGUAAUGAUGCUGAGCCUUCAGGACAAUUAGCUGCUUUAACUGAACUUUGCGAACUUCUUUCGUUUUGUACUGAAGAUUCAAUAUCAAGCUUGAUAGCUGAUCGAUUUACUUCUGCUCUUGUAAAGUUGGCAAAGCAUGAGAACAGCCCAGAUAUUAUGCUUUUGUCUAUCAGGGCUUUAACUUAUUUAUGUGAUGUUUACCCACGUUCUUCUAGUUUACUUGUCAGGCAUGAAGCAGUUCCUACUUUGUGUGAGAGACUGUUGAUCAUUGAUUAUCUUGAUGUAGCUGAACAAUGCUUACAAGCAUUGGAGAAAAUUUCCCGUGAUCAGCCACUUCCAUGCCUACAAUCUGGGGCAAUAACAGCUGUUUUAGGUUAUAUAGAUUUCUUUUCUACUACCGUCCAGAGAACUGCACUACGCACUGUUGUCAAUAUAUGUAAGAAGCUCCCAUCUGAAUGUCCUUCACCUGUCAUGGAGGCAGUUCCUAGAUUGUGUAUGCUUUUGCAGUAUGAAGAUCAGCAGCUGGUAGAGCUUGUAGCCAUUUGCUUGAUCAAAGUAGGAGAUUGUGUGAAGGACUCUCUGGGGAUGUUGAGUGAGCUUUAUGGUCAUGGACUCAUUAAUCAAGUCAUUCAUCUCAUAGACUUGAAUAGUCGAAUCACUUUAAGCCAACCUACAUACACCGGUCUUGUUGGACUAGUUGCCAAAAUUGCAUCUAGAUCAGCUGAUGCUGUAAGAACUCUUUUUGAGCUUAACAUUGGAAGAAUUGUAAAGGAUGUUUUGUCAAAUUCUGACAAUUCUCGUGUAACUCCUUCCCCUCGUACAAAAGACAGCAAUUGCUCUCUGGUGCAUGAAGUUCUGAAGUUGCUGCAUGGGCUGCUUCCUGAAGUAGUCAGAGAUAAGAAGGAAGAACUCUUGUCGAGCACAGACAGAAUAUUGUUGGAUCAGCCUGAUAUAAUGCAGGAGUUUGGGACAGAUAUUCUUCCUACUUUGGUCCAGGUAGUUAGCUCUGGUGCUAAUCUGUAUGUCUGCUAUGGAUGCCUUUCAGUUAUCAGUAGAUUAUUUUACUAUAGCAAACCCGAGACUCUUCUCAAAUUAUUUGGGAGUAUUAACAUUGCAAGCUUUUUGGCAGGAAUUUUCACUCGAAAUGAUCAUCAUGUUCUGGUAUUAGCUCUACAGAUUGCAGACACUGUCCUGGAAAAACUUUCUAAUGUCUUAAUGCAAUCUUUUAUCAAAGAAGGUGUUCUAUUUGCAAUUGAUAACCUUCUCAUGCCAGAUAGUUGUUCACAGCAAACUUUUCCCAUGACUGGCAGUAGCCAAAGUAAAAAGAUUGCUGUGAAGGAGGUUGUGGGGUGCUUAUGCUAUAUCUAUCAUACCAGAAAGUCACAGUCCACUAUCGAUUCUGAAAAAUGCAAGGCUAACAAAGAAUCUGUUAUCAGCCUGGCUGAGCAUCUGAAGACGAAUUACUUCUCUGUAGAACUACAUAGUUCUCAGAGCAUGGUGACUGAUUUACUUGAGGACCUUAGAAAUGCUUCUCAUACAAUGAAUGAUUUUCUAAACAUAUCCCUAGACAGGGAAGCUGGUGCUCAGAGGGAAGAGAGACUCUGCAGUAUUUUGGAUAAAGUCAUACUUCAACUUGGAGGGAAUGUACCUGUUUCAACAUUUGAGCUCAUAGAAAGUGGCAUUAUGAAGGCAUUAUUGAACUACCUAUCAAAUGGUCAGUUUUUAAGCAGCUCAUAUAUCUCUGAUGACCUAACGCAAGCUUAUGGUGUACAAAAAAGAUUUGAGGCCUUUGCAAGAAUGUCUUUGUCAUCACCUGAUCCAACCUCACAAGAUUUACCAUUGUCUUUGCUUGUGAGAAAAUUACACCGUGCCCUUUCAACUGUAGAAACUAUGACUGUUAUGACAGGUUAUGCAACCAAGCAAAGAGGCUCUUAUGCAACUGUUCCUAAUGGACGCUCAACCGCGUAUCCAUCUCUCAAAGUUCGCUUUGUGAGGGGAGAAGAAGAAUUGUGCUUGGGUGACUACUUGAAAGAUGCUGUGACUGUUGAUCCUUUUUGCCUUGUGGAGGAAAUUGAACAAUAUCUACAGCCCAAAGUAGGCCAAACAAGAAAGGAAUCUUCAGAAGCUGGUACCCAGGCGUUCCUUGAAGCAAAAACUGAAUCUAAUCAAGCUCCUCUUAAUGCUGCCUCCCAUUCAUGCAAAGGUGUUAAACAUUUGGGAUCAGGGAGCACUUGCACUGUUACGCCUGAUUUGCAGGAAAAUGGUGAUGAUAAAUCUCAUAGCUCAGCUAUGGACAUAUCUGAUGUGGGGCAGACAAAGGUUAUUGGAGCAGAAGUGUCAAGUGAAGUUCAAUCUCUGUUUCAGGGAUCUCUAGAAGAGGAAAUUCCCUUACCAAAUGCAACUGAAAACCUAAUAGAAACUAGCUCUACCUGCCUAUGUGGUGAUAAUGAAAAUAGUAGGAAGGGCCUGUCUCAAGCAUCCUUCAACAAAGAGGAUAUUCCAUCAAAGUUGGCACUUUACCUCAAUGGAGAGUUGUUAGAAUCUUCAUCUACCCUAUACCAAGAAAUUCUUGAAAGACGGGUGAAUGGUUCAAAAUUGUGGACUAGUACACACACAAUAACGUAUAGGAGAGUAGCAGGUAAUGAGACAAGCAGUCUUAAGGAGUCUAGUAACAUGUAUGGCGAUGCUGCAAUAGAUAAAGUUUUGUUAUGCCGGCAAGUUAUGCCACUUUUCUCCAACAUAUUUUCUCAUGGACUUGGUUCUAAGCUGGGUUCAUCAAGUACUUCAAGUGAUAUAUUGUUGCUCCUCAGAUGUUUGGAAAUGAUGAACCGCUUUUCAUAUCAUUUGGUGUCUUAUGAAAGAAUGAAUGCUUUUGCUGAAGGUAAAAUAGACGAUUUGGAUGAGUUAAAAGUAGCACUUCCUAGACUGUCACAGUAUGAAUUUGUGAGCAGCAGAUUGACAGACAAAUUAGAACAACAGAUGCGGGAUCCCUCAUCAGUCCAUGUUGGAGCCAUGCCAUUGUGGUGUAGUCAGUUGAUUGCUAGAUGCCCAUUCUUAUUCAGCUUUGAGGCAAGAUGCAAGUUUUUUCAGUUGGCAGCAUUUGGUAAAGUGCAAAUCCCACCUAAUAUGUCAUCUCCUAGUGAUUCAAAUUCGUCUAGAGACAGGAGAGCUUCUGUUGGUAGUCCACCUCGUAAGAAGUUCCUGGUAUGUCGGGAACGUGUUUUGGAGUCAGCUGCUCAAAUGAUGGAUCUUUCUGCACAAAAGAAGGUAGUUAUUGAGGUGGAAUACAGUGAAGAAGUUGGUACAGGUCUCGGUCCAACACUGGAAUUUUACACAUUAGUAAGCCAUGAGUUUCAAAAGGCUGGCUUGGGUAUGUGGAGAGGUGAUUAUAUAUCAUCUACUAACAGUUGCAGGAAGCAGGAUUCUAGUUCCAGAGUGAUGGUAUCUACUUCUGGACUAUUUCCUCGCCCUUGGUCACAGACAUCAAGCGACAUAAAUGGGAUAGAGUUUUCUGAUGUUAUUAAAAAGUUUAAGCUCUUGGGACAAAUUGUUGGAAAAGCUCUUCAAGAUGGAAGAGUAUUGGAUAUUCCUUUCUCCGUAGCAUUUUAUAAACUUGUUUUAGGGAAGGAACUCUCUCUGUGUGAUAUUCAAUCGUUUGAUCCUGAUCUUGGAAGAAUUUUGCUGGAGUUUAAGGCUCUUGUUAACAGACAAAAAUGUGAAUCUGCAUGUGGGGAUAAUACUGCUCAUGUUGAUGGUUUGAGGUUCCGGUGUACAAAGAUUGAAGAUCUAUGUCUUGAUUAUACUCUCCCUGGUUACCCUGAAUAUGUCCUUUCAUCUGGGAUGGCUGACGUGAUGGUUAACAUCAACAAUCUGGAGGAGUAUAUUUCUUUUGUUUUGGAUGCUACAUUACAAACUGGAAUAUCUAGACAAGUGGAAGCUUUUAAAUCAGGAUUGAAUCAGGCAAUAUCUGAUAAGCAUCUUCAACUUUUUACUGAGGAGGAGCUUGAGCGUUUGCUUUGUGGAGAACACGAUUCUUGGCUUUCGGUUGACCUGUUUGAUCAUAUCAAGUUUGAUCAUGGAUAUACGGCUGGCAGCACUCCAAUCAUCAAUUUAUUGGAGGUUAUCAGUGAGUUCACCUAUGAGCAAAGACGUGCUUUUCUUCAGUUUGUGACUGGUGCACCCCGGCUACCCCCUGGUGGUUUGGCUGCCCUUAAUCCAAAGCUGACAAUCGUGCGCAAGCAUUCAAGCAACUUCCCUGAUGCAGACUUGCCUAGCGUCAUGACAUGUGCUAAUUAUCUGAAGCUACCACCAUAUUCUUCCAAGGAGAAUUUGAAAGAGAAGCUUUUAUAUGCCAUAACAGAAGGGCAAGGUUCAUUCCAUCUGUCAUAGCCUGAACAAAGAUAGGUACCUGCAUUGUGGAUUUGUAAUUACUAGGCUAGAUUAGAGGUUGCGCUGUACAUACAAGGAACCAAAAUGACAUGAUGGUGGAAGAAUAGCUGAUAAUGCCCAGCAAGAGAAAGAGAUGACCUCCAUUUCUGACUACACUGAACUUUGUAUAUAGCAGGUGCAUAUAUAUUCAGUCAGUUGUUUUAGCCUUUUAGGAGUUGUACAGGUAGGAGUUUAAGCGUUAUAGGUAUCUCUUUCUACGUCCUUUUUUCGAUCGUUGUGAAUUGAAUAUCAAUUCUAGUAAUUUCUAAUCAUGGAUAUGAAUAUAAGUAUGUAUAUAUUUAUUUAGUAAACUCUGUGUCAGUGGUUUCCCUGUGUUUAUAGUUUAUGGCUUUUGAACAUGGAAAUAUCUAGCUAUUUGCAUUUUUGGUUUCA